Molecule: messenger RNA, 4932 nt
Organism: Ictidomys tridecemlineatus (thirteen-lined ground squirrel)
Lineage: Eukaryota; Metazoa; Chordata; Mammalia; Rodentia; Sciuridae
Gene: Htr5a
Product: 5-hydroxytryptamine receptor 5A
Biological process (GO): adenylate cyclase-activating adrenergic receptor signaling pathway; positive regulation of MAPK cascade
Cellular component (GO): plasma membrane
Molecular function (GO): G protein-coupled serotonin receptor activity
Source: RefSeq, a predicted model, not a curated record
CGGCAGCACCGCGGACAGCGCCAGAGCCGCGAGCCCGGAGAGGGGCGGUCAGCUGACGUCUGACGUCGGGCUGGAUCCCCACUUUGAUCAGGCAGGUCCGGGGGGCGCGCCGCUCGCUCUCUGAGCCGCCGCCCCAGACGCGGUGGGCACGGGACAGGGGCAGGGCAGAAGGCAGUUCCCAGGGAGCAGGCACCUGCCCGGCCUCCCCGCGCGCAGCUCGGCCGCUGCCCGGAGAAGCACCGGCACCGGGCAGCCCUUAGAGAGCGUCCGCCCUGACGCACAGCCCGGCUCCGGGCACCCACAAGCCGCGGGGCCGACCCGCGAGACGCUGGGCUCCGAGCGACCGGACAGCGUCUCCGCGGAGGUGAGGCACCCGGGACGGGUCACCUCUUAGGCGGCCCUGGUGGGAGGCUAAGCUCCUUGACCCUGCUCUCCGAGACCCCGACUGCAGCCCGCCUCCCCCUCUCUCACUCCAUCUCUCCUGGACGCUCACCGGCAGGAGGCUGGGCCCCAUUCACGGCGCUGCCCAGAAAGCUUGCCACUGACGAGAGGUUGCCAGCGCCCACACUGGCUCUGGGGGCAGUGGCCACCUUGAGUCCCCUGAACACCCUUUGUUUGAGCACCGUGGCCCGUGUUCUGGUCCCGAAAUGGAUUUGCCUGUGAACUUGACUUUUUCCCUCUCCACUGCCUCCUUUCUGGAGCCCAACCGCAGUCUUGGUGCGGAAAACCUGCGCCCCAGCCCACCCCUCCCCUCGGUCUUCGGAGUGCUUGUUCUGACCCUGCUAGGCUUUCUGGUAGUGGCCACGUUCGCCUGGAACCUGCUGGUGCUGGCGACUAUCCUCCGAGUGCGCACUUUCCACCGUGUGCCACACAACCUGGUGGCUUCCAUGGCCAUCUCGGACGUGCUGGUGGCCGCGCUGGUCAUGCCGCUGAGUCUGGUGCAUGAGCUGUCGGGGCGCCGCUGGCAGCUGGGCCGACGUCUAUGCCAGUUGUGGAUUGCGUGCGACGUGCUUUGCUGCACAGCCAGCAUCUGGAAUGUGACGGCCAUAGCCCUGGACCGCUACUGGUCCAUCACGCGCCACCUGGAGUACACGCUCCGCGCCCGCAAGCGCAUCUCCAAAGUGAUGAUCAUACUUACCUGGGCACUCUCGGCUGUCAUCUCUCUGGCCCCGCUGCUUUUCGGCUGGGGGGAGACAUAUUCUGAACACAGUGAGGAGUGCCAGGUCAGCCGUGAGCCCUCCUACACCAUCUUCUCCACCGUGAGCGCCUUCUACUUGCCGCUGUGCGUGGUGCUCUUCGUCUACUGGAAGAUCUACAAGGCCUCCAAGUUCCGCGGGGGCUCCAGGAAGACCAACAGAGUCUCCCCUGAACCUGAAGUUGUGGAGGUGAAGAACUCUGCUCAGCAGCCCCAAAUGGCGUUCACGGUCCGCCGAGCCACCGUCACCUUCCAGACAGAAGGAGACACGUGGCGGGAGCAGAAGGAGCAGAGGGCGGCCCUCAUGGUGGGCAUCCUCAUCGGGGUGUUCGUGCUCUGCUGGAUCCCCUUCUUUGUCACCGAGCUCGUCGGCCCCCUCUGCUCCUGGGACGUCCCUGCCGCCUGGAAGAGCGUCUUCCUCUGGCUCGGCUACUCCAACUCCUUCUUCAACCCGCUCAUCUACACGGCCUUCAACAAGAACUACAGCAGCGCCUUCAAGAGCUUCUUCUCCAGGCAGCACUGAGGAGAGGCCGCCGGUUCCCCCACAGCCCGCGACGUCCUCCCGGUGCCCCAGGCCCGCCCCAGAACUCGGUGGGCUCCGUUCUGCACUCGCCCGGGGCACAGGCCUCCGGAGGCUCUGGUGCCGCCACCUGCCCAGCUCCUCUGCCACGUUCUGCGACAGCCCCUCGCCUGCCAAGAGCCUCUCCUUCCUCAAGCCCACCCCAGCGUGGCUGUCGGAGGAGGCGGAGGAAAGAGAGAGGGAGGGACGUCAGAGUGACAAGCCAUCACGGGCCACGGUGGGGACGCGGGGGGAGAGAAGACCAACGUCCCAGCUUCCUGGGUUCUGCCCGGGUCUGGUGAGAUCUCCCGACUGAGUAUUGGGUAUUUACGGUUUUUACUCACAAAAUAUCAUCUCCAAACAUAUUAAAGGGCAUGGCCUCUUCUGUGAGCCAGUGACUUUUGGCUUUAAGAUUUUGUUUGUGGCAUUUACACACACACACACACACACACACACACACACACACCCUAUGGAAGGACAAGUGUUCCAAUUGGUAGCUUACUCCAAAGCACGACCCAUCGGCUUGGAAUAGGUUCUAAGAACCAAAUGUAGUAUUUUCUGCCCUUUUGAAGCAACUGUCUACAAACAUCAGAAAAAUGGACUAGUUUCAAAGAAUCUGCCAAACUUGCUGAUUUGCUCUGGGUUUUGUGUGCGUGGAAUUCCUUCAGUGUUUCUGGGCAAGGGCCAUCAUCCUGGGAUCAUGGGGUCAGAGUGAACCCACUGUUGUGAAGUUGCGGAGUUCUUGAACACAGCUGCACAGCCAGUGACCACGAGGACACGGUCACCAGGUGUGUGUGCUUUACCAGGACUGGAUGCAUCUGUGGUUGCUGCUUUGUUGGCCUGUGAACUCCUGCCAGGAAGCCGACUGGGUGAGCAAUGAGGAAGACAUUACCAUGCCACAGGUGGCCACCCUCCACAGAGCAGCAGUCCAACGGCCAGGCAGGACGAGGUGCCGUGGCCUUCAUGACCACACCCACGUCUCCAGAGCCAAAGGACCUAGAAAAACAUCCCCAAAGAGUCUGAAGAGAUAGUAGACACUGUCUUUCUAGAAUAGUGUGUGUGUGCUGACCUCGCACCAAGAGCAGAUGGUCCCUCAUCCACAGGGACCUUCGGGCAAGAGGAGUGUGUCACCGUCUCAGGAUACUUAGUUCUCAGCAAAAUCCCCACCGAUUCACUGCCUCUGCCGUGACCAUGGCCACAGACGGGAGCAGAGGAUCUGUGGGUUAAAUCACAGUGGUCUGUCACAGGAUGCCUCUCUAUAACCAUGGAGAAGCCGUCUGCUGAGGGGUCCCUGGUGAGCGGGCAGGAGAGGCCAUGGGCUUUGGCAGUCACCUUCAGUCGGACAAAAUGUACUUCUUUAAUUGACCAGAAGUGCAACUGCUGUCCUCCUCCAAGGUUCUGACCUUAAGUGGAGCCGAUGUUCCCCAAGACCAGAGACCUACCGUGUAGGGACAUUGGCCUCGAGUGACCGUGUCUUACCCUAGGGGACUCCGUCUGAGCCACUGUCUCACAUCCACACAGGAUGGACAGCAAACGAGGCCUCUUCCUCAUCCCUAAGAACAGGCCUCAGAUCCGUAAGCAGCUUCUCACAACAAGGCUGUGCUACCGGUGAUUGUUAAGCAAGGGCUUUUUUACCUCCCUCAGAACUGAUAGAAUACAUUGGAGACUCACUUGGGGAACCCUGUGAAGUGCUUGCAACACGUUCUAAGUCGAGUAAAACCUGAGCUGUUUUCUUAACUAACCAUGGCUCUUUAGUCAGGAGCCCUCGGUGUGGCCAAUCUUAAAAGCAAAAAGCAAGUAGCAGCCUGAUGGUCUGCCUCUUUGCUGCACUUCCUUGAGCUCUAGGUAUAAAUAGCCAGCUGUUGGUGUCUACCAGAUUCUGUGAUAAAUAUAUACAAAAGGUACCGUAUUUCAUCCUGUCACACCAAAGGAUUCUGACCCCUCCAGAUCUCCCCUGUCAUGGCAUCUGGUGACUUCACUCACAUCAAGUAGCAACCAAAUAACAAUACACCUUGGCCAUUGCCCAAAACUUUAGCCUGCUCCUGGCCAAUAAGCUCCCUGUGGCUGCUGUGUCCCUGUCCUUGCACAAGUUCAGAAGCUGUGUCUUACAAGGCUCUCUUGAGUUAUUCUGGCACACACAAUAAUAAAUGUGUGACACAUUAUGUAGAAUGAACUUCAUCAGUUAGGCUUUCCAAAAUAGGAAGUGAAUGACGAUUUCUCUGUGUUCUGACUUGAACCUUCGUAUCCCAUUGACUGCGGAGCCCGUUACGGGAGGGAAUGUCAAUCACUGGGCCUCAUGACUCGGAAGCUGAAGUCAGGCGCCUUGUCUGCCCUGCAGGAGGAAGAUUCACUGAGGGACUUACCCGGACACGUCUUUAAGUUUCCCUUCCUUCUGUGUGUAUCUUUUGCACGACUGAACUCACAGAUAUUUAAAAGCACACACUAUUAUUUACUCACUUUACCUGUCUCCACUUGCAACGAGAGAGGUCCUCAAAUGCCAUUUGUAUUCCAGUGUCAUAAUAGAUGAAGCCACCCAUCAAGUGACCCACAGAAGAAAAAAGUAAACUCCGACAUGGGAAUCCAGAGAGCAGAGUCCGGAGCAGGUUUCAAUGUCAGGUUGACCUGAAUGUGCACACGAGGGCUCUCCUGCUCUCCUGAGGUCAGCGUUGGUCUUGUUGUUAGUGAGAGGCAUGUUUCCUCCAAACUUUUCUUAAAUGGAAAUUGGGAAGACGUGUGGUUCCAAUGCUUCCUGACUCCCCCAUGGUUCUGUACACCCAAUAGAGAAAGACGCUGUUAUGAUAUUAAUUCAGUCUCCAGCUAAGGUGAUUAUCAGCCUUUUCAUAAGAUGACUAAGAUGAGGCCCCUUAUCAGCCAAUAUGUACUUGACGUGUCCCAGACAGCGCUGACAUGAUAGAAAACACAUUCUCCCUGUGACAGCUAGAGCAGAAAGCACUUGGUGUACAAGAAGGAAUGAGUGGCAAUUAAUGAAUUAUUUUGCUUCCGUUUCAGUAUGAAAAGUUAAACAAUUUUUCAUAUUUAUCCCAGGGGAGAAAUAUCAUGAUUCUGAUUUUGAUUGAGUCUGUUGUGUGCAAUUCAAAUACUUUCAUUUACUCUUGGUUGCAAACGUGUUAUCAGGUUAGCAAUAAACCCAAAUCACAAACAUAAGGAACCUAUUAAA